Messenger RNA from Brachypodium distachyon (stiff brome), 1178 nucleotides. RefSeq names its product expansin-A14. The record is from RefSeq and is a predicted model, not a curated record. The transcript is spliced from 3 exons. Gene Ontology annotation, cellular component: extracellular region. Gene Ontology annotation, biological process: plant-type cell wall organization. Lineage: Eukaryota; Viridiplantae; Streptophyta; Magnoliopsida; Poales; Poaceae. Bases 176 to 955 code for a protein of 259 amino acids.
ACACAGCAAGCAGAAGACAUAUCCAGUUAUCUUCACACUCCACAAACACCAGCUUUUUCACCAGUUCCACAAACACCAGUUAGCAUCCUGCAAAUUCCCACAGCUCAUAACCUUUUAGUUCGUGCAGCCAAGGGCCGAUUCUGACUUUACAAAAUCGACAGCAAAGAUACACUACAUGGCUCCAGCUCGAGUUAUUGAGGUGGUUUUCCUGACGGUCGUCGGCUGUGCAUUGGCCGUAAACGCAGACAACGCGCCGGUUGAAUGGCAGAAGGCGCAUGCGACGUUCUACGGCGGCGCUGAUGCGUCCGGCACCAUGGGUGGCGCGUGCGGGUACGGCAACUUGUACACGACGGGGUAUGGGACGCGGACCGCGGCGUUGAGCACGGUGCUGUUCAACGACGGCCAGGCAUGCGGGCAGUGCUAUAAGAUCGCCUGCGACAGCAAAUCAACGGAAUCGAUGUGGUGCAAACCUGGUGCAACGGUGACUGUUACGGCUACAAACCUCUGCCCGCCCAACCACGCCCUUCCGAACGAUAAUGGUGGCUGGUGCAAUCCGCCGAGGCCGCACUUCGACAUGGCGCAACCGGCUUGGGAGAAGAUCGGCGUCUACAAAGGUGGCAUCAUCCCUGUCAUGUAUCAAAGAGUUCCCUGUGUGAAGCAGGGUGGAGUGCGAUUCACGAUCAACGGGCAUGACUACUUCAAUCUUGUGCUUGUCACCAAUGUUGCAGCCAUCGGCUCGAUCAAGUCGAUGGACGUCAAGAGCUCUGAUGCAGCUAAUUGGAUGUCAAUGCCACAUAACUGGGGAGCAAAUUGGCACUCUCUGGCGAAUCUCACCGGAAAAAUGCUCUCGUUCAGAUUGACCAACACUGAUGGACAAACACUUGUGUUCAACAACAUUGUGCCAAAUGGGUGGAAAUUUGGACAAACAUUUACGAGCAAGUUGCAGUUCAACUGAUCACUCUCUUUUGAUGGACUUAUGUCAUGAUUAAAUGCUUGUAGGCUCUGGAAUUAUUGUUGUGGGCCUAAUAAUUACCCCUGUGGAGAGGUUGAAAUUGUGGUGCUUAAUAUUGCACUACAUGCACAUACAGAUAUAUUGUAUACAUGUUACAGCCCCUUUUAUGUAUUUAAUUUGUCGGUGUAUAAAUGUGUGUUCAUAAUAAUUUUUCUUUUGUGAUUUA